AUAGGUGCCAUUUUGACCCCCAAAAAAGAUCUAUUUUGCGGUCACCGUUUUGGCCCCAUUUUUGGGGUCGUUUCAGCCCUUUUUAAUUUAAAGUGUAUGCAUGGAAGAUUAGUUAUUCAAUGAGGCUCAAGUUUUGUACGUCAUCGGAAACAAUGUUAUUUGUAUUGUUAUGGCAAACUCGAAGGAUAUAAAUUUGGCACAUUAAAGCCCUAAAGUCAUUGCCAGUCCAAAGUUUCGCUGAGGAGUAUUGGAAUCUUUAUUACAUUCAAAUUGCUUAUUGAGGUAAGUCAGAAAAGUACCGUUUAUCACACGAAAAUGCAACUGUUCUUCUGCUGACAGUUCUUAUCAAUAUAUAAGUUUUAGUUUUGUUAAUUAUUUUCAUAUUGAUUCGAAGUCAAUUUUAAAGUACAAGCUUGAUCUUUCAUAUAGUAUAAGCGAAUUUCAUAUAGUGAACCUUAUAUAGUACAAGCUUGAACUUUCAGGCGAGGAAUAAGGUACCUCCCUCAAGGAAUUUUAACAGGUUGGGUCCCCGGGAGUAGGGUGAUAGGUGGUGGGUAAUGGAAUGGGUAUGAAUUUGGCAAUUGACUCCUAGAAUAUCAAAUGCAGAUAACUGAAUUGUUUCUGUUUAUAUCUUUUUAGCAGAAAUGGGCUUUGCGUUGAAAGUUAGUGUGAUGUUUGUUAUACUGGUGGCCGUUUUUGGUGUGGACGGACGUUUCGUUAAAAGUCCAGACAAGCGAGGUAAGCGUGAAUGAUAUAAUUUUAAUUUUUUAAAAUUGCAAUGCGUAAUUAUUAAAUGAAAAACAAACUCUCAAUGCAACCAACUUGUGCGCACAAGAAAUAAUUUUAUUUCAAAAUCAUCAUCAAAUCUAGGUCUAUAUUGUAUGUUUUCAUUAUCCUGUUUUUUGUUUUAUAUUAAUUUUGUUAAAAUUGUUGACCAGAAAUGGAUUAUUUGUGGUAUUAUUCUAGCUGGCAAAUAAACUAAUUAAAUCCUAUUAAACGCUACUUUGUAAAAUACAUGUGAUCAACGCGCUUUGAAAAUCGGUACCAGAUUCGGAAUUACAAGUUUAGCAUGUUUAUGUCAUAUUCCAGUAAUAAAUCUUUGUGAUAUUGUGGUUGUAUGCAUACACUGUAUGACCAUGCAUGCAUAUUUUGAUCUCUGAAUACUUGUUGAAUUAAAAGAUUUAUAAGUAGUGGCGUGCCCAGGGUAUAAUCUUUGUGUGUGUGUGUGUGUGUGUGUGUGUGUGUGUUUGGGGGCAAAAGACAUUUCGAGUGCAACCGCCAAAGGCGGAAGGAAUCUAAGGGAGUCCGGCGGCAUGUUCUCCCGGGAAAAUUUUGAAUUUCUGGACUCAUUACUACGCUAAUUCACGUAUUUUAUGACGAAGUUUGAAGUAAAGUUAAGUUACAACCACAAAAGCCAUUUUUAGGUCACCUAAUGUUGGUAGAUCCAUGUAAAACGUUAUACUGUGUACGCAAAUACAACAGCAAACUAGCACAAUGUCUUGGUUUUUGUAAUAAAAAGAACUGACGAAGCUCAUGCAUUUCACUGCCAUAUUUGAACAUUGAAGCCGGCCAUGGCAGCUGCUAUGGGCGCAAAUUCAAUUUGAACUGUGCUUUCAACAACCAUAGGCGUUUUUCAAGUUUUGGAGUUAGGAUUCUAGAUAGGGAAGACUGGAAGUUUUAUUGGUAAACAGAACAGACGGGUAUCAUCAUUCACACUUCGUACUCCUAUUCCAACAGACCAACAAAAAAAAUUCUGUCUGGAUUUCAGCUUUUCGAAAGGGAAGGCCUUCCAGAGCUCCCCCCCCCCUGGCUACGCUAUUGUUUAUAAGUAAAACCAUUUUCUUUUCAUGCAGGUGAAUAUGAGAAUGAGAAAAGGAUUCUAUUGUGCCAUGAAUAUAAUUUUGGUUUCUGCGCACCAUUUGCACACAUAUGUGGUCGUGUGCCUGGAUAUUUUGCAUGUGGCGCUUCUUGCAGUCCUAGACCCGGCCUCGUAUGUUGUUGGUAUGAAUCGUUCCGAUCCACGCAUCCAUUACUGUAGAAACCCGCAUAAAAGAACCAGUGGAUUGAAAAUUUGGAGCCUGAAAUUGAUGCAAUUAAGCGCUUAAAAUAGGGCCUUUUUUAACUGUGGCAUUUACAUAAACAUACCAUGCAACUACCUAACUGAAGAUUCAGUAUAACGUAACGGUGCAUGUAUAUCCACGAAGUACCGUUUUGGGGACAUUGAUUUUGGAGACGUUUUCUGGCUGGAAAUGUUCAUUUAUCACGAGCUUUCGGCGGGCAGACUGAAGCCGAAAGCUUGUGAUAAACACAUAACUACCCGUUGACGGCUGCAGUCUGGCAGCCGGAAGUGCGUGAUAAAUAAAUAUUUCCAACCAGAGAACGUCUCCAGAAUUAUUAUCAACAAAUAUGUUUCAGAAAAAGCACGAAAUGCUGUCAUAGGGCUGAAAAAAUACAAAAAUGUUCUGGGUAAGAGACACGAAACUUUCACCAACAACCACCUGCCAUUUCUCCACACUCGGUAUACUGUGGUUCCGUUUUUAGAAGCCUCUCCCUCACUGACGAAUUCUUAAAAAACAAGAGACUUAAAAUGCAGGAACCGCUGCAGGCUAAAUAUAAGACAAGUUCUUAAAAGCCCUGCUUUAGCUGAGGAAGAACACAUGUUCUAAGGACAGGUGUAGAAUACGUAGGUCUUGUGGUCAUUCAUUUCUUACGAUUUUGAAAUGUGAGAAACAAUUUUUCAUUUUUAAAAAAAAUGGAAUUUUCAUUUUCAGUUCUUAAGUCAUCAGAAUGAGUGUUCAUUUAAGGAAUAAAUAUAAAUUAGUGGUAUGCAAUGAGUGGUGUCGCGUCGCCCGUAGCACGCAAACAGAAUACCAUUGUUAUCUAAACAUCUUUGCGAUAUUAAACAGUUUUUUUAAACGUUUGAAUAUUUUUGUCAAAGAUUUAACACGCCUAGCUACUGGGCUGCCUAUGAGUGCAUGAAGAUAAAUUGUCUCAAUAUCCGAUAGCUCCAUCACAAAAAUGACACCUACGUCUUUAUGCCAAACUAUCGGCAGAAUGCCUAUUAUACUCAGGUAAACCAAACUGUUAAGUGAACUGUAAAUUUCCCUUCAAAAUAUAGCUAGCUCGUGGAAAUUAAAUGGAAUGAACUUAUAUAGAAUUCGGACAUUAAACGACGGAAAACUCAUUCUGAUGAUUCAAAAAUUAAAAAUGGAUAAAACAACUUGUCAAAAAAAUAAAUCGAUUCUCAUAUUUCAAAAUCGUAAAAAAAUGAAUGAUCCUAAAAAUCGCAAUUAUAAUAUUAUACAGCCAACAGUUUUCCAAUUGAGGAAACAAAUAAUUUAAAACAUUAAAACGGGAAAUCGGAAACACUAUUGCUUUUGACUAUAGCAAUUUCAACUGUUAAGAACCAUGUAACUCGGUCUGACUUCUCACUAAAUGCCGACUAUAGCUACAUGUGCCACUUCGACCUAAGUUCAAAAUGAAUGGUUCUUUUAUCCGAGUUUUUACUGAAUUUAGUAUCAUCAUAUUACAAUAUGUAGAUAGGAAAAUAUCCUCAUCUAAAUAACGUAUUUACUUCCCUCUAUGUGCCUAUUUAAAUUACCAAAAAAUCCAGUUUUGCAAACUGUAUUUGACGUCCGUGGUGUUUGUUGUUAAUUCGUAGCGCAAGUAGCUAAAACACGGUUAGUUAGAAACUGCAAAAAACAACGUUAAAAGGAUAUGGUUUUGAUCCAAUCGACACUUUUCUGCUUAACAAGACAACAAGGUAGUAUAAGGUCAACAGAUUAAGAUUAUUUAUUUUCCCGAUCAUUUUACGAUAUUAAGUUGCCUGAAAUUUGCUCUUUCCGCAGCUACAACUUUUACCUGGCAAAAACAUUUUGUGUAAAUAUAUUUCAGGCUUGACACGAACUCCACAUGUUUCAUUCACUGCAGUUAAAUUAGCUUGCUUUCCUAACAUUUUGGCUAGUUGUGUUUGGUUUGAGAAUUAUCAUCACUCCUCAGUUUCGAAUUGAAUUUUCAGAUGCACGUCAGCUAUAUUUUAAGAGCGCAUUAAAAAUUGCUUGCACAAGAAGUGAAAAGUUUAAAACGCAAUUUAAAAUUCUGGACUUCAUGCAUGAUUUCAUGCAUGAUUGAUUUUAUGCAUGAUUGAUUCAUGCCGCACACGAGAGCAAACGCCUCGCGUGGUAGGCACUCCAAAAAGGGUAAUAUGGCAAAAACUUCCAAGUCCUGAAUAAAAAAUUUGUAUCCUGUCUAUUUCGUCAUAAGUUCAGUUCAUCAACAUGAACUGAUAUAUUUAAAAAACGAAGACAGAUACUUAAUAAGGGCAUAAAGUUCGAUGAUAAAAUUAUGUUUUGAAUGCACAAAUUAGGGAAUGCGUUUUUGUUAAGACCCGGACCGAAGAGUUUUCUCAUCCGGACCGAAGCGGGCAGUAAAUAACGUAUUUCUAAUUUAGCAGAUGUAAAAUUAAAUUCAUUAAAAUUCCAGUGUUGCAUGCGAAUUGAAUUUGAAAUCAAUGCGGUUGUGUAAUUAAAGCGAGGCUGACAAAAAUUGAAAUGCUGAAAGAUAAACACGAAUACAGGAACCUCGAGAAAACUGGCAAGAAAGACACAAAAUAAAUAUAGUUUCAGUAAAAAUAUACAUGCAUUUUCAAGGAUAUGCUAUAAAAAAAGCAUAUAACAAUGAAGAGUUUCGGCCUUGCGUUUCGGCGUAGACUAAUUCAAUGUUGCUUCAACAAUAACAGGUAUGAACCUAUAUCGACACAGCAAGUGAACAAUAGUUUAUUUAACUUGCCUGUCAAAAACACGUAAAUAAGUGAAUCUGUUUUUAUUUAAUCAAUUAUUUUCUGCUCAAAGAGAAAAGAUUUACUAAUCAAAGAGAAAGGUGUGAUGUUUUAAAUUUUGCAUUUUCAAAAUAUUGUCAAUCCAGGUAUACAUCGUGCUAAGCAUGAGGUGUUUAGAGCUGGAAGCAAUUCAUUUUCAUAUUUGUCUCACUAUCGUUAGGCUAAGUUUUAAAAAUUUUUGGGUAAAUUUUAAACUCGUCCGUUUUGGCGCGAAAAGCUGCCAUUUUCCUUUCGUAGGACCGCUGAACAUGUUUCCUCACACUAUAAUCCACAAACCACGAACUUGAACCCUUGUAUUUUUAAUGACUUAAUAUUUCUGUCAUCGAAUUAUUUCUCACUCAUCCCUUUUCCUUUUAGUGGCAAAGGAUAUUAAAGUUGCUGCAAAGAAACAAUGAUGAAUGGUUUAAACGUAGUUGAAAAUAUUGAAUAGCAUGCACUUGUAAGCAGAGUUAAUUUUUGUGAUCAAAUAAAAACAUUCUUCAGUCAACAAAAAUGUCUAAUCAUCUUGUCCAAAUCUUAUGAUAAAUAAUUUUUUGCCAUUCUUACGCAAGAAUGUCUAAAUCCAACUUUCCUUCACAAAAAAAACACAGCACCAAACACGUUCCCCAGAGCAGGAAUGACAUGCGACGAGGCC
Paramuricea clavata is the source of this 5471-nucleotide messenger RNA. The record is from the annotation of a GenBank genome assembly. NCBI's taxonomy places the organism in Eukaryota, Metazoa, Cnidaria, Anthozoa, Malacalcyonacea, Plexauridae.